Molecule: messenger RNA, 1341 nt
Organism: Pristis pectinata (smalltooth sawfish)
Lineage: Eukaryota; Metazoa; Chordata; Chondrichthyes; Rhinopristiformes; Pristidae
Product: serpin I2-like
Biological process (GO): negative regulation of endopeptidase activity
Molecular function (GO): serine-type endopeptidase inhibitor activity
Source: RefSeq, a predicted model, not a curated record
AUGAAGAGAUGCAAAUUUUGUGGUUCUGACUCUCCUCAUAGUGAUAUUGCAACCGGAUUUGCCGUCGAUCUGUACCAUGCUGUACGCUCUGUGCAGCAGGACCAAAAUCUUAUUUGCUCACCCAUGUCUAUCAGUCUUGGCCUUGGGAUGAUAGCACUGGGUGCCAGAGGGACAACUUGCAGCAGAUUUAGUGAGAAAUACAAGCUAAAACUUGCCAAUGCAAUUUACGUUCAGAAUGGAUACCCUAUUUCUCAACAAUAUCUCCACAGCAACCAGGAAUUCUUUGAUAAUACUGUAAGGACAGUAAAUUUUCAAGAUUUCAUAUCUACUGCCAACAUUAUUAAUACGUGGGUAGCUAAUCAAACCAAUGGCAAAGUCAAAAACUUGGUCUCAAGUCAUUCUUUCAGCCCACUUACAAAACUAGUUUUAGUGAAUGCCAUUUACUUCAAGGGAACAUGGAAACACAUUAAUUCAAAGAACACAAGAAUGAUGGAGUUUAUCAAGAAUGAUGGCUCUGUUGUGAUACCAAUGAUGCACCAACAGGUGACAUGCAGAUUUGGCUAUUUUAUGGCAGGUGAGAUGAGAUACCAGGUUUUAGAAUUGCCUUACAGUGGAGAUGAGGCCAGCAUAAUCCUGGCACUUCCAGCAGAAGGAACUGAUUUAGUGGAGUUGGAAAAACUUAUCACACCACAAAUCAUGCAAAAGUGGGACUCCACAAUGACGGAGGAUGAGAUUGAGAUUAAUCUUCCAAGAUUUACAAUCCAACAGAAGCUUGAUUUGAAAGAGCCACUUGAAGUCCUCAAUAUUACAGAAAUAUUUGCAAUUGGAAGUGAUCUUUCUGGGAUUGCGGAUUCACCUGACCUGCACAUUUCUCAAGCAGUUCAUCAAGCAUUUAUUGAGAUAAAUGAAGAAGGGAGUGAAGCAGCAGCUUCAACAGGUAAUCAGCCAGCAAUCAUGAGCCUUCCUCACCAUCAAUUUAUGGCUAAUCGUCCUUUUGUGUUUCUUAUACAGAGCAAGUUAACGGUCUGGCCUGUUGGGCAUAUCCUGCAGCUUCACUACAAACAACGUACUGCACAGACAAAGAAGCAUAAUGAGAGUCCCAGGCUCAAUCCUCGGCGAGAGUCAGCGGCCAGUAUCGCGAGAUGCUGGCGCUAUGGUAACCACCGGCGCUACAAAGCUGCCGUGCCCGGUGAAGGGGAUGGACGGCCGGUGUUAGAGUCAGUCUGGUGUAUUCGUUAUUCCUUCAUCGUGGAAGAUUCACCUGAACCAAUGCGGAAUAUAGAAGCACCAUACCUGCAUUCUGGCAUUAUGUUGUUGGACGUUACAACUGUUAUUCUUUGA